UUCUCUCGCUCCUCUCUCUUACAGUCUCUCCGCUCUCUCACUGCUGGUGGAUCUACUCGAAGAAACGAAGUCCCAAGAGCCAUGGAUUUUAUAGGCCCAAUUUUGGACAUUGCAUCCCGCUUGUGGGAUGGCAUGUCGAAGUGUAGGGCCAACAUUUUUCAUUUGGAAGAAAAUCUCAACUCCUUGAGAAAUGACAUGAGUGAACUGAAGAGAGCUUAUGAAGAUGUAAAGAUUCAGGUGCAAGUUGCAGAGGAGCAACAGAUGAGGCGUACUCGAGCAAUCGAUGGCUGGCUUUCUGAAGUAGAAGCGCUGGAAAAGGAAGUCAAUGGAAUUCUUGACGAGGGUAAUGAAGAAAUCCAGAAGAAAUGUUUGGGAGGAUGUUGCCCCAUAAAUUGUAGAUCGAGUUACAAGCUUGGAAAGAGAGUAAGUGCAAAGCUACACUCUGUCGUUGAGUUAAAAAAGAAAGGACCAGUUAUUGAUGUUGUGGCUAACAGACUGCCUCGAAGUCCAGUGGAUGACCAACCCAUGGAGCAGGCUGUUGGUCUAGAUUCAGUAUUUGAUAGGGUUUGCGAACUCCUUAAUGAAGAGAAAGUAAGAAUUAUUGGGAUUUACGGAAUGGGGGGUGUCGGGAAGACGACCCUCACGAAGAAAGUUAAUAACGAAUUCCUCAAGGCGAGAUGUGAGGAGUUUGGCACAGCGGUUUGGGCUGUGGUAUCAAAACCGCUAGACGUGGAAAAAAUUCAACAAGCAAUUCUUAAUAAAUUUCAAGUCCCAGAGGAAGAGUGGAGAACUAAAAGCAUAAAUGAGAAAGCUACAAAAAUAUGCAAGAUCUUGCAAACAAAGAAGUACGUGUUGUUGUUGGAUGAUAUCUGGGAGCCACUUGAUCUCUUGAAUAUUGGGGUCCCUCCUGAUGACAAAAAUAAGUCCAAGGUGAUAUUUACGACUAGAUCAGAGGAGCUGUGUAGCCAAAUGGGCGCUGACCGGAAGAUUGAAGUGCAGUGUUUGCAGAGGGGAAAAGCAAUGGAUUUAUUUAAGUCAAAGGUGGGCGAGGAGACCCUGAGCGCUCAUCCAGAUAUUGAGAGGCUUGCAGAACGUGUUGGUGACGAAUGCAAGGGUUUGCCUCUUGCUCUCAUCACCAUUGGGAGAGCAAUGCUCGGUAAGAAGAAACCGGAGGACUGGGAGAAGGCAAUAAAAACGUUGAGGAAAUUUCCAUCGAAGUUUUCAGGUAUGGGGAGUCGUGUGUAUCCUGUAUUGAAAUUUAGUUAUGAUAGCUUGGAAGAUGAAACCAUAAAACUUUGUUUUAUUUAUUGUUCUAUAUUCCCGGAGGACCAUGAUAUUUCUACAGACGAUCUUAUCAAACUUUGGAUUGGGGAAGGGUAUUUUGACGAGAUUGAGGAGGGUGAAGAAAUCAUAAAAAGUCUAAAGUCUGCAUGUUUAUUAAUGGGGAGUGUUGGAGUGUGGGAUUUGAAAGAACAUGUGAGGAUGCAUGACGUUCUUCGCGACAUGGCUUUGUGGUUGGGUUGUGAAUGCGGGUUGAAGAAAAACAAAAUUUUGGUACAAGAAGAAGAUGUUACAAAAUGGGAGGAGGCAGAGAAGGUGCACCUUCAAUUAAAAGGAACUAAUUUACUGGAAAAGGUUGACGUGUCAUUGUGUCCAAAUUUGCGGACUUUGAUUCUUGGAGAUGCUAAACUAAAUGCCUUUCCUAAAAUUGGUCCUGCCUUGACAAUUUUGGACAUAUCAGGUAAUUGGAAUAUAGAUGAGAUACCUUGUGGUAUAGGUGCAUUGGUUAACUUGCAGCAUCUUAAUCUGUCAGCGACGAAUAUUGGAAGGUUGCCGCUGGAACUACGGAAUUUGACAAAGUUGAGAUGUUUUAUUAUUAACGAAAUGUAUCUUAUGAAAGGAAUCAUAGGAGGGGUGAUAGCAAGUUUUUCUUCAUUACGAGUGUUUGAAAUGCGAUAUCAUGAGCUUGCAAAUGAUUCUGAAUAUAUUUUGUUAGAAGAGUUGGAGUGCCUGAAGCACGUUGCUAUUACAGAGAUCACCAUAACAGCACACUCAUCGGCUCAAAAAUUUCUUAGCUCCCUAAAGUUACAGAGCUGCACAAGGCAUCUACAACUUAUAAAUUGUGAAGGUAUGACCUCCCUCAAAUUACAAUCAAGUAUGAGGCUCUACAAACUUGACAUAGGGUAUUGUGAGGAAUUAAAAGAGGUGGCAGUUGUGGUGCCAAAUUUUGGAGAGGACAAGGAAAAGGAUAAUUCAAGUAGUCAUUAUAUUAUGCGGAUGUGGGAUGGAAAUAAUUGCUUCCCCAACCUUCGUGCCGUAACCAUUUGGUCAUGUCCGCUACUGGUGGACUUGAAAUGGCUCAUUUUUAUUCCCAAACUUCAAGUUCUCUUCGUAGGAUUGUGCGAGUCAGUUGAAGAAAUUAUACGUGGUGGCGGUGAUGGAUCAGUGGCUGCUGACAGCGACAGGAACAGGGUAUUUUCAAGACUCACUAGUCUAAAGUUGUGGCAUUUACCCAGGCUGACGAGCAUCUAUGGAAAAUCCCUAUCCUUCCCUUCCUUGACGCAUAUUAUUGUUAGUGAGUGUCCAAAUUUAAAGAAUAUUCCAACACAAAAGAGCAGUAGCAGUGCUCUAGAGCAAAUUGAAGGAGAAGAAGAAUGGUGGGAUGCUUUGCAAUGGGAGGAUGAAGCCACCAAGGCCCAUUUCCAACCAUAUUUCCAAAGAGUUAGCACUAACCUUUUCCCAUAUUAAUGAAUCGUUUCAGUUUAUUAGA
Malania oleifera is the source of this 2770-nucleotide messenger RNA. Its product is annotated as probable disease resistance protein At5g63020. Lineage: Eukaryota; Viridiplantae; Streptophyta; Magnoliopsida; Santalales; Ximeniaceae. Bases 82 to 2748 code for a protein of 888 amino acids. The transcript has a single exon. The record is from RefSeq and is a predicted model, not a curated record. Gene Ontology annotation, molecular function: ATP hydrolysis activity; ADP binding.